AUAUGCACCUUGUAUUUUUUUCCCCGUUUUCUUUUCCAUUUUUCCUUCUUUUUUUUCUAUUCACACUUUCCUCCAUCAACUUAAUCACUUCCACACUCGCACAACGAAACAUUCACAUAACGAAACGACCAAUUACGGACCCUCCCCUUUAAGCACUCCAACAGAAAGACCCUGACAUCCUUCUGCUACACACACAUCCUUCACGCCCUCAGGAACGGUAUGGUGGGACACAGGAGUCAUAUAUUUAGGGUCCUUACAGGGAAGAAACACGCCCUUGGUACACUCCACUUGAAUACCUCUGAGUUUGAACCCUUAGUCUCAAACCGUUCCACUUUUGCAGUCCUUCGUUAGAACACAAGAACACAAGGGUUGGUGCAGGAAGUCAUUAGGCCUACACGUGGCAGUCCCUGUAUAAAACACUGCCAACUUAUUUCGACCUAUCAUUCCCAUCCACAAAUCUGUCUCUGUUGACUCAGCACUAACAAUCUGAGUAGUAGUAGUUGUCGUUGUUGUUGUAGCUCUGUCAAUAGUCUUAGAGGUAAAAGGUGAUUGUGAACUUUGUAUAAGUAUCCAGAGGCUUUGAACCACACUUCCUAGACCCUGAAAAGUAUCUAAGGCCCUUGAAACACGCUCUGUCAAUUAGUCUUAGAGCUCAGUACGUGACUAGGAACUUUGGAACAGACUCUAUUAAUCAUUUUAGAGUCUCAACAAUUAACUAAAACUUUUGAACCACAUUUCCGAGAGCCUGUAAAUAAGUAGGGCCUCUGGAACACCCUCUAUCACCAGUCAUAGACCUCAAUGCGUGACUGGAAACUUUGGAACAUAUUCUGUUUAUAUUUUUAGAGCCUCACAAGUGACUAGGACCCUUGAACGCGCUGCCUAUAGAGCCUGAAGUCACUUGUGCCUGUGAAACACCCUCUAUCAUUCAUCUUAGAGCCUCACAUAUAACUAGGGCCUUUGAAACACGUUGCCGCGCUAUAGAGCUUGAAAAAUCAUCGGGACCUUUAAAAUACGGGCUUUUUUUUCCCUUCAUAGCUUCAGUGAGUAACGAGGGCAUUUGAACACGCUCAAGCAUUCCUCUUAGAACCUCAAUAUGAAACUGACGGUCUUUGAAAACAUACGAUCUUGCUUCCUGCAGCCUCAAUGAAGAAGUAGUGGCCUUGAGAUCACCCUGCUGCAGAGCCUCAUUACUGCAUAGAGGCUCUUGGACACGCCCUGGAUGCCUCAUAGAGUUCCACGGAUAGAAGGACUUUGAAACCACACCCUUGCGACACUCCUAGAGCCUCACUGAACGAGAGAGCCUUGAAAAACGCCAUUUUGCGCCUUUGAAACCUCAAUAACUACAACGAGGCCUUUGAAACUACCCGGAAAACCACAAUAAUGAACUAAAGGGGCUCUCAGCACGCGACUGGAAGGUUCUGAAGCCACAGUAAUGCGGAGCAAGGCUGCCACGCCACGCUAAGGCCUCGGGCGCCCCUGGAACAGUGCGCAGGAAGGCAGCAUGGGUAUGAGUGAGCGUGACCAGGCCCCUGUGUUGGCGCCGCUGCCCUGACCAAGCAUGGAGCCCGCGGUGGGCCGCCCCAGCGUCCCCAUCCAGCCCAUCCCGUCCAUCCCGCGCUCCAAGUCCUUCCCGGGAGAGCACAGCAGGGAGUGGGAGGGCGGCGAGGAGGCGGAUGACUCGGGGGUGUGCCGCUCCCAGGGGUCUGCGGGGGCGCGGGACAGCGGCGUGGUGGUGGUGGCGUCAGACCAGCACUCCUUCGGGUCUGAGGCGCGCUCCUCGCUGCUCGGGGAGCUGCCCUCGGAGCUGCCCUCGGAGUGCGGCGACAAGCAGGCCAACCAGGACGACACCAGCAAGAAGGAGACCAUCGGACGCCACUAUUACCCCGAGGGCGGCUGGGGGUGGGUGGUGCUGGUGAUGGCGCUGCUCGUGCACGUGAUGACCCACGGCCUGCACCAGGCGGCGGGCGUGCUGCUGCUGCACACCCUGCGCGCCUUCCCGGAGUCCUCUCUCAUUGCCGCAAGCUGGCUAGGCGGGCUGUCCACCUCCCUAGCGCUGUUCAUCUCGCCCAUCACAAUCGGCGUGUGUCGCAGGAAUUCCACGCGUCUCACGGCAGUGCUGGGCGGGCUGGUGACGGCUCUCGGCUGCCUCUUCACCUCCUUUGCUAGUCAGUUCCACCAACUCUUCUUCAGCUACGGUACCGUCAUUGGUAUCGGCGUGGGCAUGACGCGGGACUCCUCCACGCUGAUGGUGGGUCAAUAUUUCAAGAGACGAAGGGAGUUUGUGGAGAUCUUCGUGGUCAGCGGCAGUGGUCUUGGCAUCUCCGUUAUGUCCCUCUUCAUUCGUGGCGCUAUUGGCUCUAUAGGAUGGCGUUUGGGACUCCAGGCGGUGACGGGCGUGGUGUUCCUGACCUUCCUGAUGGGCACGUUCUAUCGGUCGGCGUCCCUGUAUCACCCGCAGAGGCGCGCCAUCCUGCACCUCAAGAACCAGAAGAGGAAGAUCAAGGAGAAGAACAGACAGGAGGAUAAGCCGCCUUUCUUUGACAUUACAACCCUCAAAAGUAAAACCGUCCAGAUUCUUCUCCUGUCUAUCGCUCUGUCCUCCUUCGGUAUCACUUCUCCAAUUAUAUACCUGGCGCACCAGGCGGAGGAGCAGGGCUUAGGAGACUCGUCAGUACUCCUGCUGCAGACGUACCUGGGACUGGGCUGGGUGAUCGGGGUGUGCGCCUUCGGGUUCGUGGUUCUGCAGAAGAGUACAGAGUGCAGAGUGGGCCGCCAGUACCUUUGUCAGGCGUCAAUGUUCCUCUGUGGUGUGUCCACUCUUGCCUUCACUGCGGUGGAAGCAGGAUACCACGGCUACGUUCUCUUCGCGUGGCUGUACGGAAUUUUCUGCGGCGGCUUUCAGUACUCCCUCAAAAUGUACACUUACGAGAAGGUCAGAGCCAGAAAUUUUGCGAGGACUUGGGGCUUCGUGCAGUGUUCCCAGGCUAUCCCCACUGCUAUAGGCGUGCCCAUUACAGGCUACAUCAACAUUGGUUACGGAGACAAGGCUGGGUAUUACUUCUCCUCCACCUUCGUCAUCUUCGGCUCCAUGACCAUCUUCCUCAUCGACAUCCACCGCAGGAACGCAGCCAAGCACAAGCACACGCACAAGAGCGGCCAGAACCACACCUGCGUGAAGGAGAGCUGCCCUGAGAGCCGAAGACGUGACUCCCUGGCGCAGCUCACCAAGCAGCAGGUGACGCGCACGCAGACGCCCUCCACGCUGGCCUUCCUGCAGCAGCGCUCAUAUAAUUUCGAGUUACCUGAGCCGCGCAACAAGCCGGAGCUCACCUGUAUAUCCGAGGAGGGCAUUGCGGACAUGGACCUCCCCGACCACCUUCUGGAGGAGCUGGAAUACCUCGGUGACUGCAUUACCUCCUGUGACAAGGUGGAGAACUACCUGAUGAUGUCUGAGUAUGAGAACAACUUAGUGAAGACUGCAGAGCUCCCUUCCUACCUCACCACGGCGGAGAGGAGAGGCAGAAAGAGGCUCCCGUCUCUCACCAAGCAGCCAUCUUGUAUCCCCUCGUCUACUCUGACAUCUAAAGACUCCCCCAAGAAGGAUAAGCCGCCCGACAAGCCUCCCGGGGACGCCCAAGGCCUAGAGGAGCCUAAGAAUGGCAUAGGCCGUGCAGGGGCGGCUACAGGGGCGGCGGCAGAGGCGGCAGGGGUGACAGGGGAGGACUUCAGAUCUGGUAACAAUCGCAGUAUUACUUUAAUUGAGGAAGCGUCCGUGUAAACUUUUAAUUCUUGUGUACGUGUGCUCGUGUACGUAAGUCAUGCCGUUCCAGUGUGUGUGUGUGUGUGUGUGUGUGUGUGUGUGUGUGUGUGUGUGUGUGUGUGUUUAUGAACGGUACCUCAUAUUAUAAAGGCAUUUACUUUACUUGUGUGUACGAGAGAGAGAGAGAGAGAGAGAGAGAGAGAGAGAGAGAGAGAGAGAGAGAGAGAGAGAGAGAGAGAGAGAGAGAGAGAGAGAGAGAACCUAGGACAAAUAGCUAAACUAGUAAAUAUAGUUGGAAAUAUAUACUAAUAUACGAGUAAGUAAGAGAGAGAGAGGUUGAUGUGGUGGACGAACAGCAGUGGUGAUGAAGGAGGGAACACAGGGACAUGACUGAUAAAUAGAGGGAAUAAUAUAGGCGUGAAUUAAAAGUCUUCGGAGUUAUAUACAUACAUACUUGUGAGAGAGAGAGAGAGAGAGAGAGAGAGAGAGAGAGAGAGAGAGAGAGAGAGAGAGAGAGAGAGAGAGAGAGAGAGAGAGAGAGAGAGAGAGAAUCUUUAAUAUACCUAAUAACUUUCUACUUUUUUUUGGGAGUUGAUAAAAAAAAUUACAAAAAAACAUAAAUUUAGUAAUAUGAAAUGUCAAAAAAAAGUGUAAUUGUCUAUUUUCUUACUUUUUUUGUAAUCUAUGUAAUUUUUUUGGAAGGACUUGACAACCACCACCACAACCACCACCACCACCAAUCAAGAAAACCAAAAAGGAAAAAAAAACAAACAAAAAAAUGGCACUAACAACAACAACAACAAACAACAAACAAACAACAACAACAAACACACAUACAACAAUUACAAACAAACAAACAAAAAAACAUCAACAAAAACAACUCCAGAUAGAAGACAACACAAUUACAAUCCAAAAAAAACACUAAGAAAAACACCCCAGAAACCCAAAAUAUAGCUUACAGAUAACCAAGAGGCACCACAACACCCUCCCGCCCAACACUCGAGGUUACAGAAACUCGGAACGCUUUUUAAACAGCUUCGACCCAAGAUGUACCCAGUGCGAGGUUGGAGUGAAGCGUCGAGUAAUUUUGAGGCUCCGCGCGUCGAGUAAUUUCUGUGACGGCAGGAAAAUUACGUAAGAGGAGUGAGAGAGAGAGAGAGGGAGAAUGAGAGAAUGAAUAAUGCAGGUGUUUGUGAGAGAGGGAGAGGAAGAGUGUGUGUGUGUGUGUGUGUGUGUGUGUGGGUGUGGGGUGAUAUAAAGGAAGUUUUUUUUCUUUUUGUGUUAGUAAUUCUGUUUCUCUCUCUCUCUCUCUCUCUCUCUCUCUCUCUCUCUCUCUCUCUCUCUCUCUCUCUCUCUCUCUCUCUCUCUCUCUCUCUCUCUCCAUCUUCCGUUUCUUUUUUACCUUUUUUUUCCCUCAUUUUCAUCUUUCCCUUUCUUUAUUCAUCCCUUCCUCCAUCUCUCACUUUCCUUCCUUUCUUCUUACUAUCCUUCAUUUCUUUUCUCCUCCCUUUCCUCCCUCCCUCUCUUUCCGUCCCUUUCCAUACCUCUUGCUAUCCUAAUCCUCCUCUCUCCACCUCGUCCCUCUUGCCCUCUCUCCCUCCCCUUUGCUCUCCCUCUCCCUGCCUCCCUCUCCUCACUCUCCUUCCCCCUCCCUGUCUCUCCCAGCAUCAGACAGCGACCAGAGUACAUGUCAGGAGCAAAGCAUUUCAUAUCUCGCCUUCGCUUCGAAACUUUUGCUUCGAAAAAACACAACCAAAUUUUCAUCUUUUUUUUUUUUUUCAAUGACGCAAAUGAAGGAAAGAAACGUAAAGGUUGUGAAAAAUGUAUAAGCUAAUAUUCUUUUUGUUUCGUUACGUGUGUGAGUGUGUGCGUGUUAUUUUGUGAGUCGAUCCGGUGUCGUGAAGCAAAGAAACGGGAUUCGAGUUUAACAAAGCCCAUUGAAUCUUCCGUUUUUUUUUUCUUUUUUCGUCGAGUCAAAAAAGUGUGUGCCAUUACCAGAACGUACUUUUUUUUUUUUUGUUCCGGUGAUUCGAGAGGCAAAGGAUCGGGUUUCGAGUUUGGGUUCAGUUUUUAUUUUUUAUUUUUUAUUUUUUCCAUAUGAAGCUUUGGAGUCGUUUUUUAUCAGUGAAUCUUUUUUUUUCUUGUUUAUUUAUUUAUUUAUUUUAUUUUAUCUUAUACUUAUUUGUUUUAAAGUAAUUCUGAUGACUCGUGAUGCGCAAAAAACGAGUCUCUAAUUUGGUUUUACUUUUCGUUUGAAGCUUCGGGAUGUUUUUUUUUUAAGUGAACUUUUCCUUUUUUUCCUUUUUUCCUCUUUUCCCCUUAAUUAACUAACCAAGAAAAAAAAUACCAUGGAAUUUCAAUCAGGGUUCACUUUCCAUUCGAAGCUUCACGAGUCGUUUUUUCAGUUCAUUUCACCAUUUCCUUUCCUUUUCCUCCUCUUCUUUUCCACUUUAAGAGUAACACCGGUGACACACGAACCAAAAAAAAAAAAAAAAGUACCUCGUGAUUCCAACCAGGGUUCACUUUCCAUUCGAAGCUUCACGAGUCGUUUUUCCCAAUGAACCAGCGGCGUGAGUCGUUACCACUGUGCCGCGUCGCUCCCUGGUGGACCCCGCACGUCUGUCCUCGUCUCCGCGUCUGUUCUCUCCACUACGUCCAUUCAGUGUCUGGGAACGCCGCCCCCCCCCACCCCCUAGUCCUGCACUCCCACCUCCUUCUCGCCUCGCUAUAUCUGGUCAGUGAACGCUAUUCCGGUGUAGGAUUUUCUUGGGUGGUCUUAGGACGCUCGUGAGGGGCGUGAAGGAUGCUUGGGAGAGGAGGAGGAGGAGGAGGAGGAGGAAGGUAGAAAAGAAGGAAAGGAGGAUGAUGUCAGGAAUGAAGUGAUGAGUGAGGGAUGCUGGGAAGAGGAGGAGGAGGAGGAAAGAGGUGUGGGUAGGAAGUAGGUGAGGAAGGGAAGGAAGAAGGGGAGAAGGAUAAAGAAGGAGGAAUGUGUGGGUAGGAAAGAGGAAGAGGAAGAAGCGAGGUGGUGUAGGAGGGGGUGUGGGUAGGGAAGAGGAGGAAGGGAAUAUGCUGGGAAGAGGAGGAGGAGGAGGGAGAGGAAAGGAAGACGAGACGAGUGAGAAAUUAUGAAGAAGGAAGAGGAGGGCGUAGAAAAGGAAGAAGGAGACAGAGGAACGGGAGAGGAGAGUAAUGUAGGAAAGGAAGGAAGAAGAGAAAUAAAGAAGAGAAAAAUGAUGUAGGAAGGAAAGAGAAAGAAGAAAGAUGCAUAGAGAAAGAGAAAUAAGAAGAAAAAUGGAGAAAUAUGGAAGAGAAGAUAUAGAUAAUUUCAUAGGAAGGAGAGAGAAACUGAAGGAAGAGGAGAGGAAUGAAGGGGACAGAAUGAGUGUUUAUGGAAGGAGGAUUGGGAGGCUGUAGGUGGAGAGAGAUAGAGAGUAGAGAGAGGGAGAGUUGGUGAGGGGUGAGGGAGGAAAGGGGAGAUAGAUUAAGGGAGGGAGGGGGAUGAUGGGGGUGGUGGCUGGGGUGAAAGGAAUUAAUGGUUGAUGUAGGAAAGAAGUAUAGCUUUCAUUUUUUCCUCUUUAACGUUUCCUCCUUCACCAAUACCACGCUCCUCUCCUCUCCUCCCUUUCCUCCCUCUUUCCCUUUUUUUCCCUCUUCCUUCCUCUCCCUUUUGGCGUUUCCUCCCCUUUCUAGUAAGAAGUAUCGUUAUGUUUUGCUUUUUCUCUCCCCUCUCCUUUCUGCAACACUCCUUUUUUUAUACUUUCUUCCUCUUAUUAUGUUUUCCCCUCACCCUCUCCAUUUUUCCUUUUCUUCCUUUUUCCUCUUUUGCUUUUUGUUCCUUUUUCUUUUCGUUGUCUCGUUCUUUUCUCGUUCUUUUCCCUCAUUUCCUCCUUGUCCCUAUUCCUUCUUCUCCUCCUCUUCCUAUCCUACUCUCGUUCAUGCAGAUCAAACAGUGAAUCAGUGAAUUAAUUAAUCAGCCUCGCAGUCUGUCGGUCGGUCAGCCAGUCAACAAAGCAGUCAGUCUGUGAAGCGGUUGGUCAGUCAGUCAGUCAGUCAAUCAUGAGAAAAGUCAAGUAGAAGCCUCAAAUAAACAGUCUUUCAGUCUUUCAAUUCAUCAGAAUCAACCGUAAAAACAAGCCAGUCAGGCAAGUCAGUCAAGUCAGGAUAUUCAGUCAGGAAAAAAAGUCAGAUAGCUUUUGAAUCAGUCAGUCGAUCUCGGUCAGUCUCAGUCAGUCAGUCUCACCGCCUCGUCUGAGUUCCGAGACAGCGAAGCAAUGGCCUGUGUACUGAAACACGUUGCUCCCUCACCACGACUAUUUUCAAAGGCCACAGAGAUGAUUUACCAGGUUCUCAAGACCUCCUACUAAUAAGGUAAAAAUCUUGUUAAUCUGUCACUAGCACCGUAAAAACACCCUUAAAAAACCUUGUCAUUUCACCAUGAUUUACCGGGUUCUCAAGACUGUUUCUCAUCUUAAUAAUGUAGAAAUCUUAUUAAUCUGUCACUAGAAACAUAAAAAAACACCCUUAAAAACCUGUGCAACUUCAACUAGAGCCUUAGUGGAGAUGCGGCGCGGAAGUGUUUCAGAAUAUGACCCAAAAUAUUUCCUAGCAGUGUCGCUUAUUGGGGUUUGGCGAGAGCGGGAGAGGAAUGGCUGGGGAUGACAGGGGAAGGCUGGGGAUGACUGGGGUCCGCGUGUAGUCCGUCUGAGCCUCGAUGAUGAGUGUCUUGAGCCCCGCACCUCACCUGCCUCUCCGGUGUUUGUCUUGUCUGGCCACUGCAGGUCACUGGGUUCGAAGCUUCGGAAUUAUGUGCUCGAAAGCAAAAAUUGAACUGAAUGUUACGGAAAAUGUAUGAAAUGAAUGUUCUUGAAAGUGAACCGUGAGGAAAUGUUGUGAAAUGAGGAUUACUGGAAGCAAACCUGGAUAAAUGAGAGGGAAAGGGGAGAGAGAGAGAGAGAGAGAGAGAGAGAGAGAGAGAGAGAGAGAGUACAUCCCUGUGUGCACAUACAAAAACAUCUAUAUUACGUACAAGAGCUUAGUGAAAAAGUUGUGUGUGUGUGUGUGUGUGUGUGUGUGUGUGUGUGUGUGUGUGUGUGUGUGUGUGUGUGCUCGGGUCAGGGAUUAGACACACACACACACACACACACACACACAUACAUUUUUUUUUGUUUACCAUGGCAUCACCGACAAGCAAAAAAGAAAAAAAAGGAAAGAAAGGAAAAAGAAAAAAAAAAAAGGAAACUUUAAAUUUCAAAUGUUCGAGCAGCUUAUUCCUGUCUAUUCAAUCCCUGUCUAUUCCUUCCACUCCAGACUCGCUCAGAUUUUGCGACAGGCGGAGAAAAAAAGUUCACACACACACACACACACACACACACACACGGUUCCAUCUCCAAGACUCGCAAGAAACUCUGGUAUUUGGAAUUCUUUUGAAACGUUUCGAUACGCUUCAUUCAGCCCUCCUCCUCCUCCUCCUCCUCCUCCUCCUCCUCCUCCUCCUCCUCCUCCUCCUCCUCCUCCUCCUCCUCGUUUACCCUCCCUCCUCUCCCUUACUUGCUAUUUUUCGUAUUCUGGUAUUCCAUUUAACUAACCUGACCUAGACUAACCUAACCUAACCUGACCUGACCUAGACUAACCUGACCUAACCUAACCAAACUUAACUUAUCUUCCCUAUCCUGGUAUUCUUCUACCUUGAACUAAUCUAACAUAGCCUAACUCAUUUCUUUCUCUGGUACUCCUUUUCCCUGACUAAUUAACUUAAGUAACCAUCUCACUUAAUGCUAGCAAACUAAUAAUGCCUAACUACCCUUAACUAUCCUACAGUACCUCCGAUUAUUAACUCUAUCAACAAACUAUUACUAUUAUUUCUCUUUAACUACAGUACCUCAGUUAAUUGUCUUGUUUAUCCUCGUUAUGAAUUUAUUUUGCAUUGUGUGUAAUCUUUGUAAUCUUUAUCCAGGUUUGUUUGAGGCUAUUCACUUGUUGACAGAAUGACUUGUUUGUUUUGUUUAUAAGUUCAUGUAUAUUUAGCAGUCUUCAUCUUUUUCUUUUUCUUCUUCUCCUUCAUCCUCUUUUCAUGUCCUCGUUCUCUAUUUCCUCCUUUUCGUCCAUCUUCCUCCUCUUUAUCUUAUUGCUUUUUCCUCUUCGUCUUUUUAUUCAUCCUCUUUUUAUCGCCUCUUUCUCUAUUUCCUCCUUUUCGUCCAUCUUCCACCUCAUCUUGUUGUUUUUUCUUCUUCUUCGUCUUCUUAUUCAUUCUUUUAGUUUAGUUUUUCUCCUUCAUCCUUUUCGCCCAUGCUCCUCCUCAUCUUGUUGCUUUCAUGGAAGGUUUGGUGGUGAUGAGAGAGAGGUGGUGAAUGUAAGUGGUGGUGGUGGUGGUGGUGGUGGUGGCGGUAAGAACAAGUUUUAUUUUUUCGGAAGGAGGGAAAGAUCAACGUUUAUGGAAGAGAGUUUCAAUAACAAGCAUAGAUACAGAUAAAUGUGUACGUGUGUAUGUAUGUUUGUAUGUAUGGUGUAAAUGUAUUUUCUUGACACUUAAGAAUAAUUACUGUUAGACAUCGAAAAUAUUAUUAUUAUUAUUGUUAUGCAGAAAUAUUAUUACCAGUGUUUGUUUUUUUUGUCAAUACUUAUAGAAAAUGUGGCGACUUAUUUUAAUACUUUCUUAUUGAUGUACUUAUUUUUUUUAUUUAUUUAUUUGUUUUAUUUAUUUUUGUUGUACUGUAGUGACUUAGGGAAUAAUGGCGAUGGUUUUCUUAUAUCAAGUAAUUUGGCCAUAAGAAUGAAAAUAUAUUGCGUUUUUUUUUUCUGUCUUUGUUUCCAUCCGUCGUUAUGAUAAUGCUACUUGUUUUUUUACCAUAGUUUUAAAAUAUCACUUUUUUUUCCCUUGUCGUGGUUGUCGGAAAGAUUGUAGGAUUUUUUUUUGUCAUAUUUAUGGAAAUAUAAGUUUUUUUUGGGGUCAUAAUAGCAAGUUCUGUUCAUGAUCUAUAAGUUUUAGCCAUAAUUAUAUAAUUUUAGUCAUAUUUGCAGGUGUUUGGUCAUGAUUAUAUAUUUUUGGUCAUAAUUACAAGUGUUUUUGUCAUAAUUACAUGUUUUUUGACCAGGAUUACAAUGUUUUUGCCAAAAUUAUAAGUUUUGAUCAUAAUUACAAGUGUUUGGCCACAAGUACAAUAUUUUCACCAUAAUUAUACGUUUUUGGCCAGAAUUACUAUUUUUUUUUAAUCAUAGAUCAUAAGUUUUGACAAUAAUUACAACUUUUUGGCCUCAGUUAUAAAUGCUUUUACUUUAAUCACAAGUUUUCACAGGAAUUACAAAUUAUCUGGCAGAAUUAAAAGUCUUUUUAGAGCAAAUGCAAGUUUUUGGCUAUAAUCACAAGUUUAUUUAUUUAUUUACGUAUUUAUUUUAUUGUUUUCUUAUUUUUAUUGUGUUGUUAUUAUUUUUUUUCUUGCCACAUAAAAUGCACAUAAAAUACUCAUCGUCGACCAAUGAAUGAUACCGUGAAAAGAUAAUAUACUCCGCGCUACUAAUGCCCUGUAUAGAUACCUUACCAUGUCCCCGUGGUGUCCAGACGGCCCUCCACUUUUUACAAUACUCACCAUGAUUGUGUUGCUUGUAAGUCUGUCCAUUACUACCUUACUUCCUUCACUCACAACUUGCCUCCGGACGGACACUCGACGCGGGAAGGACUGAGGACUCUUGUGACCUUUUGCUAAGUCGGUGGCGGCGCUGAGAGACGAAAAAUUACGGUGUUGUAUUCGUAAACGUCUCGGCCUCUCAUCUCGAUUGCUUUUAACAAGUUGUAUUGGAAGUUAUUCUGGUUUUCAAGGUGUUUUCGUGAUUCUAGUGGUAGCUUAACAAGGUUUUUAAAUCUUCAAUGAGGAAAACACCCCUGACUAUUCGCCUCUGUGGCCUUUGGAAGUACUUCUGAUGAGAGAACAAAGUGUUUCGAAAUACGGUUCAUGACUGGAAGUGAAGUUAAAGCAAUGCCUUCAGUUUGAAAAAAAAAAAAAAAGAUAAAGUUGACUAAAAUUAAUUUUUCAAAUGUUUAAUUUGAAUUAGACGAAAGAUAAAGUUGGUUAAUAGUAAGUUUUGAAUAUGAAUUUGAAAAUUCUGAAAAGUACAAUUAAUAAAAAUAAUUUAGACACAAACUUGACGAAAGAAAAAAAAAUGACAAUAAAUUUUCAAACAUUCACUUGAAUAGGAAGAUCAAAUUUGUUGGUAAAUUUCUAAAGCUAAAUUUGAAAUAAACUAAUGUAAAAGUAACAUGACACAAGCAAGGCAAGCAAUAGGAAGUCUUCAUUUGACAGUUAAUGUAAAACAUUGACUUGCAUAGAGAUAAAAAGCUAAAGUGUAUUAAAAAGUAUGGAACUGAUAAGUAUAUAUGGAAAAAAAAAAAAAAAAAACGCAGCACCGCCGCCAGGCAGAGGUUGACAAGUCCUGUUCCCGCGUCCACACGUGUCUGGUUCGGGUUUACUGACCUUGUGGGUUGUAACAGAACAUGUAUAAUACAGAGCACAGUGCGAGUAGUUGUUGCCUGUACGUCUAAGUAACUUAAUUUAUAUCGCUGUAGUCAAAGAAACGUGUGUGACUCGGGUACCGUACACGUAAUACUUAUAACUUGACUCCUUUGUAGAGUUUCCUAGACUUGUAAAUUUAAGGUCUUUUGCCAAGGAACUGUUGUAUUGUUAGAUGUUUUUGUAUUUUGUAUUUGAAAUAAUUUAUUGAAGAGUCUCAUGUCUUGUUUUAGUUGAGAGAAAGAGAUAGAGAGAGAGAGAAACAAAAUGCUCUUCGUUUCGUUAUUAUUGUCAUUAUUAUUUUUAUUCUUAUUAUACUUAUGACGAGAAGAAAAUCUUGUGCCAGUGUUAACUAAUUUGUAUGUUUAAGGAAAAAAAAUGAAGUAAAAAAAUACAAUAACUUAAGUCCAUAAAAUAGUAGAAUGUUUCCAUAAAUCUUUGUCUGUUGCAUGUCUCUCGUGAAGGAGUGUAUGAAAAUUGUUUACUCGUUUUAUAGGAAGCAUGACGGUGUUCCAGGCUCCAGUCUUUGUACCGCUAAGGAGGUUGUGCCGCAAGGAGAGGCUCCAGACACCCGUGGCCUGGAGCCUGUUUUAAUAUUUUGUGAAGAGCAAAACAUUGCAAGCCUUUACAACA
Molecule: messenger RNA, 12894 nt
Organism: Scylla paramamosain (green mud crab)
Lineage: Eukaryota; Metazoa; Arthropoda; Malacostraca; Decapoda; Portunidae
Product: monocarboxylate transporter 10-like
Exons: 8
Coding region: 1559-3778 (739 amino acids)
Biological process (GO): transmembrane transport
Cellular component (GO): membrane
Molecular function (GO): monocarboxylic acid transmembrane transporter activity
Source: RefSeq, a predicted model, not a curated record